Molecule: messenger RNA, 3949 nt
Organism: Linum tenue
Lineage: Eukaryota; Viridiplantae; Streptophyta; Magnoliopsida; Malpighiales; Linaceae
Source: the annotation of a GenBank genome assembly
AAAUGGUCAUCAUUGUACUCUAGGGAAUCGGACAAACAACUAGCGAACAGUAGCACUGAAGGUAAAGAGACGGGGAGAAAAGGAAUUCCAAGUAGAACCGGAAAGCGACAAUGGAGGGCGGCAGCAGCAGCGAACAACCGAAGAAGAAGAAGAGAGUAAGCAAAGACGACGUGAUUGUCAAGUUGAAGGACGACGGCGACUUCGACAAUCUCCGGCUAAAGAUCAUCCGGAAGCUCAAAGCCGAUUACACCAUCAACACUUUACCUGAUGAAGAGUUCUAUUGGCAGGAGGAAUUCCGCAGUGGCAUUAUUUCCAUUGUGAGGAAGUCAGCUGUUCUGAAUGGUGAUGGCGGUUCAAAUAUGAAGCCAAGACAGCUUUCUGAUGCUAUUUUUGAUGAGGUUGGGAAUACAAUGAUGACUAUGGUUUCAGAUAGCCUGUGGGGAAUAAUCAAAUCAGACGACAUGAGCAAUGAAAUUACCGAGACGGUACAAUCCGUGUAUGAUAAAUUGGCAGAGCCUGAAAAGAAGAUAGAAGCCUCAUUUGGUUCUCAUGAUGUAGCGUCUGUCCGAAAUGAAGCUAGUAUCAUGAAUGCAAAGCCUUGUGGUGUGGAUGAUGACUUUCCUGGUGAUGAGUCUAAUGAACCCUCAGGUUUCCUUCUGCCAGUUAAUCAUCAAAACAAUGGUAAGAUACUUGAGGAUUCAUCACCAUCGAUGUCUAGCGAAAGGCCUGUAGAAGUGGGAAAUGGACGUCCCAACCAUUCAGAGAAUUCCCUCGGGGUACAUGAUGUUGAUAUGAGCAUUCUAACUGGCUUUUCUGUGGAGAGAGAGUUGAAUCAACCAUGCGAUGAUAGUGACGAAGAUCCUGACGUGCCUCCUGGUUUUGGUUGAUGAUCAGAUCUGGUUUGUUUGCAAUUCCUACUCUGAAGGCCCUCAACUAGAAUGGUUGGUGGUGUUGAACUGUUGAUUUACCAAAUGAUUGGCUGCACACCUCUGACCUAUAAUUUUCUAGAGAGUUGCAAUUGAUUUGGCAUUGAAGAUCAUUUUCUAGGUGAUUUUGGUUGAGGCUCCUUAUGAGCUAUGAUGGUACUGAUAUCUAAUCCAUAUUUAUCUUGGUCUUAUGAGCAAGUGGGCUAAGUUGAUGAGGCUAUCAUGCUCAUUUGUUUGCUGUAUUGGUGAUAGGGGAAAUAAGAAGUCCACAUGAGAAUUAUUUAGCAAGCAUGAAAGCUGUCCUCUUCUGAAAUUUCAUUUUGUAUUUAGGUCAUGGUGCUAACAUCAUGCGAUAAUGUUGGGGGGGGGGGGGGGGGGGGUGUUACUUGAAGUAGCACAAUCUAAUGGAAGAGAAAAUGUAUAUUUGUUUGAAACACUUCGCUGAGUAUCUUUUGGUACUUUGUUGUCACAAGAGCUUAUUUAAUCAAGACAUACUGUUAUCACUUGUGAGUUCGGGUUUUGCUCCUUUGAUCUCAGCUUUCCCUGUUAAGGCAAGCAAAUUGCAAAAGGAAGGCUGAUAGCCGAACUGCACAGAGAUGGGACUUCUGACACUGUGCUUAGCAGAAACCCAUAACAGAUAUCCUUGAGCAAAUUGUUGGUGUAAUCUGGUUUCGUUGGUACGAAUGAACGUCACAGCGUAUUUCGCAUUCUGGCCCACCUUUGUGAAGUGUAACUCUGAAGGCUUCACAGCUACUCGGACCCCGAUUGGAGGAGUGAUCUUCACAUAAUAGCUUGAAUUCCCCUGACCAACAUUUGUAACUGUUCUUAUCAAUGUCUGGGAGCGCCCUAGUGUUACCGAGAGUGAAGGGUAGUUGAGCUGUCCUCCAGGGUGGAUGUCAUAGAUCAGACCGGGGUCAUCUGCCUUCAAUGGGUUAACAUGGCCAGCUCCAAUGGCAAAGAGGUCGGCAGGUUGAUCAUCUUGAUCAAUAAUUGUGGUGCCUCUCCUGCUUUGGAUAUCGGCUGUUGUCAUUAUAGCAGAUUUGAUGGCAGCAGGUGACCAGGUUGGAUGAGAGUGCUUGAGCAAUGCUGCAAUCCCACUCAGAUGAGGGCAUGACAUAGAUGUGCCAGACUCGAUAUUGAAUCUCGGGUUCUUCAUCUUGUUCGUCCCUCGGGAUGGCCAUGCUGCUAGGAUGCUCACUCCAGGCCCCAUAAUGUCUGGUUUCAGAAUUCCUCUGCACACCAUCGUUGGCCCUCUUGAUGAGAAAGAAGUUACAGCUGGAGCUGUCCUGUCUCCUAAGGUUGUUCCUUUGAAUAAAAUGGUUGCUCUUGCUUGCUUAUUUGCCUUUAUGUAAGCUUUAAUCUUCUGCCCUGCUGCAUAGCUGACAUGUGUAGCAGGAAGAACAUGAGGAUCAGCUAACGUACUGAACCCAUCCUGUUCUCCAUUUGCAAGUAUCAAUGCUGCGCCGCCAGCAUUUUUCACUUCCUUGCCUAUGUCAAGUCUAUCCACCAAACCUCUAUCACACAGAACAACUUUGCCCUUCACAUUCAUCCCUACCAAUGAUCCUUUCCCACAGAAUUCCGACAAUGGCUUCUUGUUCAUCCCUGCAUAAACAAGUGGCAACGUCGUCGAGUGAAAUUCCCUGGGUUGGAAAAGGGAUUCACCUUCAAAUGUCUUCCCAUUUGCUAGCUUUGCAGUAGCCAGAACUUUUCUGUCUAUGGUGCUUGCACCAACUGUUAAAACCCAAGGGGCUUCACUAGACAAUGUGCUAUAUCCAGGCCCAGAAUUUCCAGCUGCCAUGCUCACAAAUAUCCCCUUCUUUGCUGCUGCUAAUGCCCCCACCGUGAUACCAUCUUUAUAUAGUUGAACUCCAGGGUCUGCUCCUAGGGAGAUUGAGAUAAUAUCGACCCCAUCAUGAAUCGCUGCAUCCAUCCCUGCAAGUAUAUCACUCUCAAUACAGUUAUGUGAGCAGACUUUGUAAAUGGCUAGAUGGGCACCAGGUGCCAUUCCUGCUGCUGUACCCUUGGCAUUCCCAAACACAUUAGCAUUGCUCACAAAGCCACCAGCUGCUGUGCUUGCCGUGUGAGUGCCAUGUCCAUCUCGAUCAAUCGGUGUUUCAGGCGGCGACAUCCCUUUGCCAGUGAAGGAAGGAUGAGCGGGAGAAACUCCUGUGUCCAGCACUCCAAUUAUAAUCCCACUUCCAUAAUUGGUUCGGUUCCAUAGCCCUGGUUUUAAGUCCAGACCCAAGAAACGAGCGCUGUGGGUUGUCUGUAGAUGAAAUGUCAUCUCAGGACGUGCUGACACGAAUCCUUCUUUAAGUUCCAUGGCUGCCAAUUCUUCCUUUGUUAGCCUUGCAGAAAAUCCGCUGAUCACAUCUAUGUAUGAGUAAAGCAGACGACUUUGAUGAUGACCAUCCCCUGACCUCGAUGUGCUGACGACAGGUACAAAUGUUUGGUGCCAAGCCUUCAGAUCUUCUACCCCACCAUAAGUUGUGCCAUCUGUUUGCUUGACAUGAACAAUGUAAGUCUCCAAAUCAGUUUCAAGAUUUUCUGCUAUGUCGUGAGUCACUUGAGCAAUAAUCUGAGGAAGGAUGUUGAUCAAGAAAAUGAUAUAGAGUGAGAGGACAGACAUGGUUGUGUAACAGAGCUUGUUUUGGUCCCUCAGUUUGUUUUCAGGACUGACAUAUAAGUAUGGCAAAGAGUCAGUUGCGUACGUUCAAUGCAUGUGAUUUUUGUCCUUUUGGUAGAGUGGAUGGAGGAAUUAUUGAGGCAAUAGAGCCUUGUCCUGGUGGGAACUUCUACAGUCAUUGAUUCGACUUAUGCUGUAGAUUAAACCAGUUGCUUCAAUGCUCUUGCUGCUUUGUGAAUAUGACAAAGUAGUUAAAGAGAGUCCUGUUGUACUUUCUAGCCUUUUAACUUCUUAGGGUUGUCCGCAAGACCGCAACAACUAAGAGGUUUGGAAUCGUUGGAGGAACAUACACGGACAGGCUACAUUUUUAUUGCUUCCUAAAGAGUUUUGCAGUUGC